AUGGUCUCGAUACUCGUGCGCAAGUUCAAUGCCUACUAUGCGAACCGACCUAUCCUCACAACGAUGAUCACCAACGCGGUACUUGGUGGCAUCGCCGACACAGUCGCACAAACCCUAACCGCCGUGCGCAUGCGCCAACGCCAAAAAGUCCUUAACGGCGAGACCAACCAGAAAGAUGACUUCAUGUCAAUCGAGAUACACGAGCUGGAUAAGAAGGUGCCGUGGCCAGCAGAGGAUCAAUCGCUGCCGCCCUCCAAGCGUGGUCCACCACCGUUCGACUUCGAGCGUCUCACCCGCUUCAUGGCAUACGGUUUUAUGAUGGCCCCCGUGCAGCACAAGUGGUUUGGGUUCUUGAGUAGGAUCUUCCCCAUAGAAGGCGGCAAGGGAACAGUCAAUGCGCUCAGGAGGGUGGCGUUCGAUCAGUUCCUGUUUGCGCCAGUGGGUCUGGCGGCGUUCUUCACAUUCAUGACGGUCGCAGAGGGUGGUGGGCGGAGAGCGGUGAUGAAGAAGUUCCAGGACGUCUAUCUGCCAGCGCUCAAGGCCAACUUCUUGGUCUGGCCUUUGGUGCAGGUGCUCAACUUCCGUGUGAUACCGAUCCAGUUUCAGAUCCCCUUCGUCUCCACGAUCGGUAUUUUUUGGACGGCGUAUCUCUCACUCACCAACUCAUCGGACGAGCCGGUCGCGAGCAGAGAGAACUCGCCUUCACCAGCGUAG
This is a messenger RNA of Zasmidium cellare ATCC 36951, 714 nucleotides long. RefSeq lists its product as uncharacterized. The record is from RefSeq and is a predicted model, not a curated record. The transcript has 3 exons. Bases 1 to 714 code for a protein of 237 amino acids. Lineage: Eukaryota; Fungi; Ascomycota; Dothideomycetes; Mycosphaerellales; Mycosphaerellaceae. Gene Ontology annotation, cellular component: membrane; cytoplasm.